This is a messenger RNA of Zychaea mexicana, 731 nucleotides long. RefSeq lists its product as uncharacterized. The record is from RefSeq and is a predicted model, not a curated record. The coding region runs from base 69 to 665 and encodes 198 amino acids. The transcript has a single exon. Lineage: Eukaryota; Fungi; Mucoromycota; Mucoromycetes; Mucorales; Lichtheimiaceae.
CGUCGGCAUGUUCUAUUCAUACACCCACAGCCGCAGGAAGCGAUCUUGGUCAUUGGACGCAUUCGCUGAUGGAAACAACAACCAGCAAGCACCAACAGCAACAACAACAAUCCCAUUUUAUGAACAACUACGAAUCUACUAUCAAAGAAGAACAACAACCUUAUGACUCUUAUGACUAUUUCUAUCCUUCAUCACCCAGUAAUCGCGACGCUACUCUAUUCUCCUCUUGUUCUCCACCUGCUAUUCCAGUCAGCACAACAACAACAACAACAACAACAGCCAAUAAUCACUUUUACUACACAGCAAUGCCUCAGCAAGAGCAACAUUCACUGCCACCACCUCCGCUAUCUCACUCUUCAUCAGAACAAUCACAACAGCACAUUCCUUAUGCACUACCUCCACCUGAUAUGUUUAUGGAUCAUACCAAUGAUAACGACAGUCAUCAUUCUCCUGUGAAAUCCAGUCCUGGCGCGACAAUUGCUGCUGCUGCUGCUGCUGCUGCUGCUGCGGCCGCGGCAGCCGCUGCCACUUCUUCUUCUUCUUCUUCGACUACAAGUACAACAAACCCAUCCGUAUCAUCCAUUCCAUUCAUUUUGUCACACUAUCAACAAAAAGUGUCUCGUCAGAACCAACAACAACAAGAUUCUUACUAUCCAAUUGCUUAAUUUAUAUAUUUCACUCUCUCUCUAUACACAAUUGUCUUCUUCUCACUUGUCUUUCUAAAAUUCUUG